Micromonas commoda is the source of this 204-nucleotide messenger RNA. RefSeq lists its product with no specific name. The record is from RefSeq and is a predicted model, not a curated record. The annotation marks the transcript as partial. NCBI's taxonomy places the organism in Eukaryota, Viridiplantae, Chlorophyta, Mamiellophyceae, Mamiellales, Mamiellaceae. The transcript has a single exon.
UACGGCGCCCUGAACGUCACGUCCUCCGCCAACGCCACCGAGAUCCGCGGCAAGUACCGUCGGCUCGCGCUGCAGUACCACCCCGACAAGCUCUCGCACCUCCCAAAGUCCAAGCGGCGAAAGGCGGAGGAGAACUUCAAGAUCAUCGCCGAGGGCAAGGAGGUGCUGAGCGACCCGGGAAGGCGGGAGGAGUACGACAGGGUC